Molecule: messenger RNA, 1105 nt
Organism: Brachypodium distachyon (stiff brome)
Lineage: Eukaryota; Viridiplantae; Streptophyta; Magnoliopsida; Poales; Poaceae
Exons: 4
Coding region: 68-805 (245 amino acids)
Cellular component (GO): mitochondrial matrix
Source: RefSeq, a predicted model, not a curated record
ACAAGCGCAUAAAAUUCCCCAUUCCUUGCAAACCCUUAAACCCCUCUGUCCACCUCGCCGUACCAGGAUGCUCCGCCGCGCCGCCCCCUCCGCCGCCACUGCGCUCCUUCGCCGUGCACUCUCCUCCUCGCGGCCACGCUCUCCUGCCGCGGCUACCGCAGUCGCUUCUUCCUCGGCCGUGAACUCCAUCCUGCUCCGUUCCCUCAAGGAGCACUACCUCGAGGUCUCCAAAAUGACGCCCCCACCCAAGAUCAGCCCGCCCAAGCCCUACACCAUCGUCAAGGGCGCCCUGGACCAGCCGUCGGGACCCGUGCUCCACCGCGGUUACGGCGAGACCGGAGAAGAGAUCUCCAUUUCCGUCGCCAGGCUCGCCAACAUUAUGCCCCCUGGCGCCGACUCCGACUUCGACUCCGACGGCGGAAGCGGAGGCGGGGCCAGCGAGUCAAUCAGCCAGCUCUUCCUCCACGUCGACAUCUCCAGACCAGAGAGCAGCAAGUCCCUGCAGUUCCUUUGCGGACUGUACCCGGACGCCGUGGGGAUCCAUUCCGUCUGCCUUCGAUCGAAGACCGCUGCGUCUGGGGCGGUGGCGGCGGCGACGAAGGGCGGUGGCGAGUACCAGGGGCGCAUCUUCCAAGAGUUGGAUGAGAAAGUGCGAGAUGCAUUCCAUCUUUACAUUGAGGCCCGUGGCAUAAAUGAGAAGCUCUUCCCUUUUCUACAAGCAUGGCUUUAUGUGAAGGAUCACCGCAACCUGGUACGCUGGUUCAAGAGUGUGGGUACAGUCAUCAGUGAGCCAAAGUCCGAGUAAGCACGUCUCUCGGGAAACAGAUGUUAGCAACCCCUUGCUCAAGGUCAUCCAUGAGGCUAUUGCGGAAAGUUCUUGCCUGUUUGAGAGAAAACCCAGAGGAUCGAGGGUAGUGCUAGCAUAAAAUGACUGUAGUACAAGAUAGUGUCAUCAGGUUCAAAAAAAGAAGAUGGUGUCAUCAACAAAUAUACAUUGUCCUAUAUUUAGUUUUUAUUGUCCCUAUUGGGGGACUGGAGGACGAUUUCCACUGGGGGACUUGGUAUUUUGGGUGCUAAUUGCAUGAGCUGUCAUUAGUCCUUGUGA